Physcomitrium patens is the source of this 2441-nucleotide messenger RNA. Its product is annotated as NAD-capped RNA hydrolase DXO1. Gene Ontology annotation, cellular component: cytosol; nucleus. The record is from RefSeq and is a predicted model, not a curated record. Gene Ontology annotation, molecular function: mRNA 5'-diphosphatase activity. NCBI's taxonomy places the organism in Eukaryota, Viridiplantae, Streptophyta, Bryopsida, Funariales, Funariaceae. Gene Ontology annotation, biological process: nuclear-transcribed mRNA catabolic process; NAD-cap decapping.
GGAGCUUUUUGGUUUGGUGGUCGUGCCAGUUGCUGUUUCCAGCGCGAUCUAUAUUCUAUUGCGCAGUGCAUUUCGUGCAAUCCUAGUGCUUUCCUUGCUGCUGACGGCGACUCUCUGUUGCAUUUCCUCAUGCAUGCUCCAGCGAAUGGAAGAACAUGAAAUAGCUUUCACGUUUCAACUCUUCGGAGUGUUGGAUUGCUGAACGAGGGACGCUGGUUGGCGCGAUCUUGUUCUCCCUCGACGGCUUGAAGCAUUUCCACCUAAUUACGAAGAUUUAGCACCCGUUGUUGGUUCGUGACGAUUUAGAGCUCUUUGGCGGAAGCGAAGAGCUAUGGUGGAAGAUGACUCCUCGUCAUCGUCUUCAGGCUCGGAUUCUGGAGAUGAUGAGAGCUCAGAUGAGGAAGUGAACGUUGACGAAGACAAUAACGAUCAAGCGGGUAGUGGUAAUGACAGUGAAGAUGGGGAGGACGACGAAGAGGAUGAUGAAGACCCUGAUUUGUUUGGGAAAAAUAAUGAAGAUUACAUGAAGACCACAGCUGUUAGUGCCUUACGCCCUCCAACGUUACCGGCAAGCUCAUUUCCUCGCAAACAAGAUUUUCGAGAUGCUGGUGGCCGGAGGGGGCCUCCAGAAAGAGGGGGGCCUGGGGGUCGUGGGAUGCGAGGAGUAGGAGGGGGAGGCGGCGGGGGAAUGGGAGGGGAUGGGUCUGGAUCUCUACUUCCUUGGAACCAAUUUUCGACUUUCGGGGGACCUUCAGGCAGGGGUGGAAGACCCUCUGAAGCUCUUGUAGCUGAUAUGAAGCUUGGGGCAACGGGUCACAACAACGACAUGUAUCGUGUAAAGUGUCCUCCAUUUCAGGAGCCUUCGCAUAUUGCAGGCUUCAGCAGGAGCGCAGAUGGGAGCGUGCAGUUUGAUGAGAGCUGUCUCCGCAGGUUUCGUCGAGAAAUACUUCAGGAAUCUGGUCUAGAUUUGAAUGAAGGUUUUGAUACUUAUGUUGAGAAGAAAGAGGAUGGUGCUGGAAGUGGAUUUGGUGAUCUAUUAGCUUGUCUACGAGACAAGCAGGUUCCACUUGAUAACAUUCACUUCGUCACAUACCGCAACAAUUUGAACAAAAUCCUUGGUACAGCAUACAAUAGACAAGACGUUUGGGAGAUGGGAGUUCACAAACGGCAGGGCACAGUAUACCUGGACGUUCAUAAGCUGCCUGAGGCUCCUCAUCUUGAUGUAACAAUGCAAAAGCGGCGGAGCUAUUGGGGUUAUUCUUUUGAAAGAUUUGCUACUGAGGCUCCCUCAUCGCGCCAAGUCAAUGGAACUGCAAGAAAGCCAAAGAAUGCUGUAAACGCAAAUGUGGAAUUUUGUGCAAUAGUGAAGACAAAACUUGGUCCACAUAGGAUUAUAAUGGGAGCGGAAAUGGAUUGUUACGAUACAGCCUCUGAUGGCAGGAAAUAUUUUGUUGAACUUAAAACAAGCCGAGCACUAGAUGCGAGGACCGUAGAUAGAUUUGAACGGGACAAGUUGCUUAAGUUCUGGAUCCAAUCUUUCCUUGCUGGAGUGCAGCGCAUUCUUGUUGGAUAUCGGGAUGAUGCUGGUCGGCUUCUCGGCACGGAAAUGAUGAGGCCACAAGAUAUUACUCAUCGUGUGAAGCAAAAGCAUCACUGGGAAGGUGGGGUUUGUCUCGCGUUCGCUGAUCAGGUACUUUGCUGGCUCUAUGGGAGUGUCAAAGAAGGUGAAGAUUAUACUCUUCGAUUUAACCGUCAUGCCAACAGGUUGGAACUUGUCAAAGCAAACUCCUGUCCGGACACAAUUUCUUCACACAUGGAUCUUCUCGCUGGAACUGCAACCCGGUAAUAUUCUUGAUGAUACGAUUUCCUAAUGAGGUGUACGCUCUCAAGAGGAUGGAUCAGAGAGAAUGUCCGACAUUAUGAAGUUUUGGUGUCGACUACAUCUCUUUCUGUUCUGACUGCCUUGCCGUUCAAUAGGGUAAGUGCAGUCUCUGUUCCGAAAGUAUUGAAAAUGGUUAGUGUACUUGCCACUAGUUGUCAAUGUAAUGCAUGCAAUAACGUCAUUCGGCAGCGGAUUAGUUAUUGUGAUAAAACCAAUAUAAUUUUUGAGAAUUUUUAAGAGCCGUAUAUGCUCUGUAGUUGAGUCAUCCUUUCGAUAACCUCAUAGCUAAAGGACUGAGGUAGAUGUGGUACUAUGUGAAUCAAAGAGGUGUGAGGUCGCAAUCUCGUUCGUUUUGACAUCAAACUCCUUAUUAUUCUCAGUAGCAUAUUCGAUCUGAUUGCUUCCAAGAUAGCUUUGGCAUGAGCUCUUUUAGUAUUUUGGGGCAGCAUAAGUAAGCUGGAACUACUUUGCAGUAGUUUAGUGCAAAGUGGGUUGCGGUUUUAAUUGUACAACUCAUGUGUCUUGUUACUUACAUAAUGUAUUGUUCAUUAGGCGGGAA